This is a messenger RNA of Sinocyclocheilus anshuiensis, 2455 nucleotides long. Its product is annotated as fibroblast growth factor 18-like. The record is from RefSeq and is a predicted model, not a curated record. NCBI's taxonomy places the organism in Eukaryota, Metazoa, Chordata, Actinopteri, Cypriniformes, Cyprinidae. The coding region runs from base 1083 to 1709 and encodes 208 amino acids. The transcript is spliced from 5 exons. Gene Ontology annotation, molecular function: growth factor activity.
AUUUCUGCGCUCUGCCGUGGAGCUUCAGAAGACAAACGAGCGGAGAGGAAACAAGCCGCGCAAACGCUUUCCAGCUUUGUUAGUUUUCUAUCCAACGUGAAUUUGUGAAUGAAAGCGGCUGAGGAAGAGGAGGAGGCGCAGGUUCAGUGGACGCUGCUUCCAGUGCACGGAUCGCCUGUUUUAAUGCGCAAAAAGAAGACGCGUUUUCCCUCACAGAUCGAAGCGCUUUCGUCGGGCAGACUUUUGCGCUGUACUGGGGGGAGCUGCAAACUUUCUUCUUUUUAAAAAAUAAAUAAAAAGCUCAGAUUGCAUUCUUUCCCCCUUCAAACAGUUUGGAGGUGAUGUCAUCGGCCCGUGUUUUGGCUGCUGUUGCGCUGGAGCUCCAGAAUUGAGUCCGGGAAAUCAGGUGCAGGGAGCUGCGAGCGUGUGCCGCUUUCCUUCUGCUUUCACUUUCCCCCCUUCAUCUGACCUGGACCGCGCCGCCGUCUCUCCGGCGCAGCAGCCAUGACCGAGCACGCUCCGCGGUACCCGGAGUCCAGCUCGCCGCCGCCGCGUCUUCAUCGCUCCAUCCCCGUCCAGGUGCUCUGCCUCCCGCAGCGCGUCAUUUCGCCCGUAGCGGACCAGCAGUGACACGAACUCUCAUGCGUGCGCAUGCACUCCACGGAGUUUUAAUCCUAAACAUUUUCAGCAGGAAAAGUUACUCUCGGACUGCUUGAAAAACACUGGGCGAGAACCUUUCGCUGUCUGUCGAAAAGUUUUUACGAGCGGAAACGGCGCAUAGGUGUGGGUCGCGUUUGAACUUCGCUUCACCUGUUCCUCAGACUCCGGAGGAUUCAGCUUCGCUCCGCCUCCUGCCCGUUACCGACCGCGCACCGCAACCAUCCGUGUCGGCGGCGGCGCGCUCACACCCCGCUGACCCCUUGCCGCCCGUUGACGGUGAAAAGAUGCAGUCCACCGGCGCCAGCGGGAACAUCCGCGAACCCUGCAUUCAAACGGAUUAAACAAACCGGAAAGACGUGAAGCUGUGACCCCGAGAGCCGUUUCGCAAGCGCGCACGGAGCCACACGGACGCGGAGGAAGCGAUGUGGGCCUUUCUCUCCACGGUGGCUGUCUUGUAUAUCCAGAUGAUGCUGGUCAUGUGUAAUCCUCUACAGGUGUUUGGAGUGGACGGGGUGAAUUUCAGCGUGCACGUGGAGAAUCAGACUCGUGUACGAGACGCCAUGAGCCGGCGACAUCAUCGUGUGUACCAGCUUUACAGCCGCACCAGUGGGAAACACGUCCAGGUGAUCGGACGCAAAAUCAGCGCCCGCGGAGAGGACGGAGACAAAUAUGCCCAGCUCGUAGUGGAGGCAGACACCUUCGGCAGCCAGGUGCGAAUCCGAGGGAAGGAAACUAAUUAUUACCUGUGUAUGAACCGCAGAGGGAAACUCGUAGGCAAGAAGGCCAGCAAUCGUAGUGCAGACUGUGUCUUCAUCGAGAAAGUCCUGGAAAACAACUACACAGCGCUAAUGUCGGCGCGCUACACUGGGUGGUACGUGGGCUUUACCAAAAGAGGGCGCCCUCGCCGUGGUCCGCACACGCUUCCCAACCAGCAGGACGUCCACUUCAUGAAGCGUUUCCCACCCGGAGAGCAGCCGGAUUUAACACCAUUCCGCUUCACCACCGUCAGCAAGAGGAGCAAGAGAGUCCGAGCGGCACGACCGCGCUAAUGCCGAUGCCAAUGUCCCACUGCUAACGUUUGCAUGAGGACGAGGAACAAACCAAAAGACAGUCCCAGUGAAAAUGACACUACUAAUGCGAAGCAGGACCGUCUUGUCUUAUUUGAACAGACGAUGCGAUAGCAUCACUUUAUAUUCCACUGGGUUGGACCUCUACAACCCUAAUAAUAAAUACUAGCUAAAUUACACCAGAGCUGUGGUUAAGACAGCUUACUUCAGACACGGAGAUGACUAACCAAAGCAAACACAAGCAAACGUCUGGCCCAGCAGAUGAGCGGAGGAAGCAUUGGGCUGCGCAUCCAGUGAGCGGCCCACAAUGAAGACAUGAAACAAAACACAAGCACAUUGGCCUGUAGACGCCGAUCGUGUGGCAACUUUCCUAAGACAAGAAGACUUGGACGUGAUCCCGCCUAAGGGAGAGGAGCAGAAAUCCCUGAACCUGCGGAAGAAAGAAAGAAAGAUUGGAAACUAAGACAGAAGGGCUACUGUUAUAUGGGAGCUCCUGGGAUAAGACCUGCCUUAAAGGACACCCUCAAACAAAAAUGAACAUUUGGGCAUCAUUUACUCACCUCAAGUCGCUCCAAACCAUAUGUUUUUUUUCCCCCCACUGCAAUAGAGAAUAGCACGUCUGUUUUUCAGACUACAGUUCAUAGUUAACAUGUCUGUCAAGCUCUCGAAAGGACAAAAAAACACCAUAAAAAGUUCAUUAUGACACAUGCAUUAUAUUCCGGGUCAUG